Molecule: messenger RNA, 537 nt
Organism: Acanthosepion pharaonis
Lineage: Eukaryota; Metazoa; Mollusca; Cephalopoda; Sepiida; Sepiidae
Source: the annotation of a GenBank genome assembly
AUGGUUGUUGGCAAACUUGCAAACACGCGCACACAUACACAAACACAUACACGCAAGUGUACAUUUUCGUCUCUCUUUCUCUCAAUCACUCUUUGUUUCUUUUUGCACCCCCCACACGCGCACCUCCCACACACUUUGAAGUGUACAUUUUCGUCUCUCUUUCUCUCAAUCACUCUUUGUUUCUUUUGCACCCCCCCCACACGCGCACCUCCCACACACUUUGAAGUGUACAUUUUGCUCUCUCUCUCUCUCUCUCUCUCGCUAUCUCUUUACAUAUGUAUCUGUCUGUUGCCCCCUCGCUAUAUAAACAUCUAUUUAUCGCUUUCUCCUUUUACUCUAUAUGUAUUUAUCUCUACCCACUCUCUCUAUAUGCAUAGGUAUAUACGCCUUUUCUCCUCUUUCUCUAUACACAUGCAUUUCCUUUCUCUCCACUUGUAUGUAUUUCUUCCCCUUUUCUCCCUAUCUAUCUAUAUAUAUUUAUCUCUUCCCCCUUUCUUUUUAACUUCUUUCUCCCUACUUACGAGCACAUACCCUUAG